Peromyscus eremicus (cactus mouse) is the source of this 2671-nucleotide messenger RNA. RefSeq names its product pyruvate dehydrogenase phosphatase catalytic subunit 1 (gene Pdp1). Gene Ontology annotation, biological process: protein dephosphorylation. Gene Ontology annotation, molecular function: protein serine/threonine phosphatase activity; cation binding. The transcript has 3 exons. The record is from RefSeq and is a predicted model, not a curated record. Bases 237 to 1925 code for a protein of 562 amino acids. NCBI's taxonomy places the organism in Eukaryota, Metazoa, Chordata, Mammalia, Rodentia, Cricetidae.
CUCGCCGGGUCCCGCCCAAUCGCCACGGCACAGCCAAUCGGGAGGCGGGAAGCGCACGAGCGCACGCGGGGGCGGGGCAGGGUGGCGGCCGGGCGAGGCAGGGGCGCGGAGUGGGCCGGCCUGGGCCGAGCUGCCGCGCUCCGGGGAGCUGCGCGGUGCUGAGGGGAGGAAGCGCACGGAGGGGUGCGGCCGCCACCCGAGGCCGACGGCGGCGGGUGCUCUACGGUGCCCGGAGAAUGUGUGUGUGUCCCGGGCCCAGACGAAUUGGAAUCCCAGUCAGAACGUCCAGCCUACCACUGUUCUCUGAUGCCAUGCCAGCACCGACUCAACUGUUUUUUCCUCUCUUCCGUAACUGUGAACUGAGCAGAAUCUAUGGCACUGCAUGUUACUGCCACCACAAACAUCUCUGCUGCUCACCACCGUACAUUCCUCAGAAUCGUCUGAGAUACACACCCCAUCCAGCAUAUGCUACCUUUUGUAGACCAAGGGAGAACUGGUGGCAGUAUACUCAAGGAAGGAGAUACGCUUCUACACCUCAGAAAUUUUACCUCACACCUCCACAAGUCAACAGCAUCCUUAAAGCUAAUGAAUACAGUUUCAAAGUACCAGAAUUUGACGGCAAAAAUGUCAGUUCCAUUCUUGGAUUUGACAGCAAUCAGCUGCCUGCAAAUGCACCCAUUGAGGACCGGAGAAGUGCAGCAACCUGCUUGCAGACCAGAGGGAUGCUUUUAGGGGUUUUUGAUGGUCAUGCAGGCUGUGCUUGUUCCCAGGCAGUCAGUGAAAGACUCUUCUAUUACAUUGCUGUUUCCUUGUUACCCCAUGAGACUUUGCUAGAGAUUGAAAAUGCAGUGGAGAGUGGUCGGGCACUAUUGCCUAUCCUUCAGUGGCAUAAGCACCCCAAUGAUUACUUCAGUAAGGAGGCAUCCAAAUUGUAUUUCAACAGCUUGAGGACUUACUGGCAAGAGCUUAUAGACCUCAAUACUGGAGAAUCAGCUGAUAUUGAUGUUAAGGAGGCUUUAAUUAAUGCUUUCAAGAGACUUGAUAAUGACAUUUCAUUGGAGGCUCAAGUUGGUGAUCCUAAUUCUUUUCUAAAUUAUCUGGUGCUUCGGGUGGCAUUUUCUGGGGCUACUGCUUGUGUGGCCCAUGUAGAUGGUGUUGACCUCCAUGUGGCUAACACUGGUGAUAGUAGAGCCAUGCUGGGUGUGCAAGAAGAAGAUGGCUCUUGGUCAGCAGUCACACUUUCUAAUGACCACAAUGCUCAGAAUGAAAGGGAAUUAGAACGUCUGAAAUUGGAACACCCAAAGAAUGAGGCCAAGAGUGUGGUGAAGCAGGAUCGGCUGCUUGGUUUGCUGAUGCCUUUUAGGGCUUUUGGAGAUGUAAAGUUCAAAUGGAGCAUUGACCUUCAAAAGAGAGUGAUAGAGUCUGGCCCAGACCAGUUGAAUGACAAUGAAUAUACCAAGUUUAUCCCUCCCAACUAUCAUACACCUCCUUAUCUCACUGCUGAGCCAGAGGUAACUUACCACCGAUUAAGGCCACAGGAUAAAUUCCUAGUGUUGGCAACUGAUGGGUUGUGGGAGACGAUGCAUAGACAGGAUGUGGUUAGGAUUGUGGGUGAGUACUUAACUGGUAUGCAUCACCAACAGCCAAUUGCUGUUGGUGGGUACAAGGUGACUCUGGGACAGAUGCAUGGCCUUUUAACAGAAAGGAGAGCAAAGAUGUCAUCCGUCUUUGAGGAUCAGAAUGCAGCAACCCAUCUCAUUCGCCAUGCUGUAGGCAACAAUGAGUUUGGAGCUGUCGAUCAUGAACGACUCUCUAAAAUGCUUAGUCUUCCUGAAGAACUUGCUCGGAUGUAUAGAGAUGACAUUACAAUCAUUGUAGUUCAGUUCAAUUCUCAUGUUGUAGGAGCAUAUCAAAACCAGGAAUAGUGAGUGAUGUUAUCCUGGCAGUUCUCCAGUUUGAAGGGCAGAUUAAUUUGAAAGAAACUAAUACAAUAAUAUUCCAAUGGGUCAUCCUAAACACUUCCCAUCCGAUGCUCUAGCUAGUCCAGUAUUCCAGAUUAACUGCAGCAGAUAGCAUCAUGAGUGUCUCUUGUGUCCUGUUGCCCUCAUGGUACCUGCACUUGAGGCACCUUGGUUCCUUAUUGCAGGUGUCUUAUAACGGUGACUUACUAACCUAAGAAUAUGAAAAUUGGCAGAUAGGAUCUUGAAUAGGUCAAAAGCAAGGAUCUUUCUGAGAGUAAAAGGCAAAACAAACAAAAAAAACCCCAUCCCCAUCUGCAGACUCCUUUCAUCAUAAGGAUUCUAAUGUACAUGAGAAUAUUUACUAUAUGAUUUUUAAAAAUAGUCCAUGUAUUAUUCACAAACAUUUAUUUUAGCCUGAAGUAUUUUUCAGUAAGCCAUAAAUGACCAUGAACCAAGAAAUCUGAUUUGUAAGUUUUUGUGAUUGUGUGAUAAAAUAUGCUUCCCAGAUGGAAAGAAUUCUAAACUGUCCUUCCUUACCCGUGAUUUCCUCAGUGUAACUGAAAUAAUUUGUUUAGCUACUCCUAAAACACAAUAAAGGUUCUUAGUUUUAUUUAUCCUUCUAGUGAAUGUUAAAUGAAGGAAAAAUGUUUUUUCAGUUUGUAUUGAGAGAAGCUUUAUUUAGUUUGAAAUAAAGAUACUCAGAAUGAAAA